AUGAAAAGAAAAAGAUUAUCUAGUUCACGCUGUUGCUAUUCUGUCAUUCAUAAGAAGGACGAAUGUGAUACAAGCGUAAAUACUGACAAAGAAGUAACAUUGGAUUUAUUGAACACUGUUGGACCUAAUCAAUUGUGUUCCAUACUGCAUGAAGUAAUUCAUGAAUUGUUUAGCACAAGCCAUCUUAUAUUUAUUCAACGAGUGAACUCGUCAACAAUGAGCUUAAUCAAUGAAUUUGUGUGUCAGAUGACCAAUAUCUCAUGUACCCGGGAAAGUCGAACUGCAAAAAAUGCAAAUCUGAAAGUAAAAUCCAAAAGAGUAACUACUGACAACAGAAUGAACAAAUGUUUUAUUUUUCAUUCUUACAGUGAACAUGAAUUAACUAAAAAUAGUGUUAGAAGUUUCGUCAUAAAAGUGGAUAAUAUUAGGAAUAUGGAGUUGCGUAGCUUGUUCCUUCUCGAAAAACCAACAGUGAAAAAACUGAAAUUCGUGGUUGCCUACCUGCUUUGCGAAAGUGCUAGUCUAGAAAAUGGGACUCUUAUAUCAAUUCAUAAGGAUGAUUUCGAAAAACAUUUGAGUUUCUUCGAAAAUUCAACGACACAAGAAUUGGGAGAGGUUCUACGAAAACUACUGGACAAGAAGGCAUGGAAUUUCUGCAGGUCAAGUCAAAAGAAAUUCUUUCGCUUGAUUAACCUUGGGUCUUUCUCUUAUGAAUAUCAUAUACAAGACAAUAGUACUCAGCGUUUAGCUGAUUCGUCCAAUCCUUCUAUUACCAUUUUCUACUUAGUUGUUUAUUUAUGGUCAGUUCCAACAGGAGAAUAUUCAGCAUGUUUAAGUGGUUCCGCAGUCGAUUCAUGUAAUGAAAAUGUGCAAAUCAGUAACCUACUCGAUAUACACAGAAAAAGACUGUACGAAGUGUGUAGAUUACAAUAUUUGUCUGACUGUAACAAAUUCUAUGAAAUUUUUCAUAGAGAACUUGCAAAUUUCAGUUGUAUUGAGAGUAAAACAGGUCUAUUUGAAAACAUUGCAGACAGCCUAAAGAAACUCAUCAACUUUGACAGCAUUUCAAUUUAUCAUUUUGAUAAAGCUGAACAAGAAUGGAUAGAAGAACUGAACCAAUAUCCAUUAAAAAUUCAAAUGGUGCGUAAACAACGAUGGAAUAACUCAAAAUGGAUGCUAGAAGAUUUAUUUAAACAAAUCAAUGUUGACAUGGAAACACUGAAGACAUACAAGAUAGAUGAUGUCAGUAGAUUUAUCAAUCAACUUGAUAUAAAUGUAUACUGGAUUGAUAUGUUUUCGAGUGGAGCAAGUCAUUCGACUCUAAUUGAAUUGCGUAAAUGCGAUGGAAAGGAAAAAUUUUCAAGAUAUGACAGAUAUUUGUUGUCCUGUACUAUCAUUAACUUCUUGUCCGUCCUCUUGCGUCAAACCUAUUUAAACGAGGAAUUGCAUAUCAUGAAGAGCAAAAAUAAAGUAAACACAGAAAUGAUUGCUUAUCAUAUGAAGAUACCAGAUAAUGAGAUUUCACAGUUGGCUAACAAAAAUCUCCGAUUUCUAACGGAAUUACAUCCUGAUUGCAAACAGUUAAAUUUUCGCAUCGGAAGUGUUGGAGAAAAGGAUUCUAGAAAAGCCAUAAUGAUGAUGUUUGAUACUCUGGGUUUCAUAGAUGAAUGGAAAAUUCAUCGGCCUACUCUUGCAUGCUUUAUUCUAACAGUUAAAAAAAAUUAUCGUUCACCAGCUUACCACAAUUGGAUGCAUGCGUUCACAGUUGGGCAUGUGGCUUAUCUAGCAUUAACAAUUGACUCACAGUUAACAAAUCAGUAUUUAGAUAAAAUUGAACGGUUGGCAUUAUUUAUUGGUGCAUUAUGUCAUGAUAUUGACCAUAGAGGAUUUAAUAACAGUUAUCAGAAAUAUGAACGACUCAGAUAUCUACUCAAGCAAAUCAUUUUGGCUACAGAUCUAUGUCAGCAUAUUUCAUUGAUGCCAGAAAUUAUGCAGGUGACUGGAAAAAUGUACAAUCCAUCCAAUGUGAAACAUCGUGAACUACUUCUGUCCCUUCUAGUUACUGCAUGUGAUUUAAAUGAUCAGUGUAAAGACUGGUAUAAUACACGUGAAGCCGCGAAACUGAUUUAUCAUGAGUUUUUCAUUCAAGGUGACUUAGAAAAAUCGUGGAAUUUGACUCCUCAACCUUCAUUGGAUAGAAAUAAAGCCUUUAUACCCGAACUGCAGGUUUACCUUCUUGAUUCUAUAGUACUACCCUGUUUCAAGUAA
This is a messenger RNA of Trichobilharzia regenti, 2268 nucleotides long. The record is from the annotation of a GenBank genome assembly. NCBI's taxonomy places the organism in Eukaryota, Metazoa, Platyhelminthes, Trematoda, Strigeidida, Schistosomatidae.